Messenger RNA from Fusarium poae, 1077 nucleotides. RefSeq lists its product as uncharacterized. The coding region runs from base 1 to 1077 and encodes 358 amino acids. NCBI's taxonomy places the organism in Eukaryota, Fungi, Ascomycota, Sordariomycetes, Hypocreales, Nectriaceae. The transcript has 3 exons. The record is from RefSeq and is a predicted model, not a curated record.
AUGUCUGCCAACGAACUCCCCCCACAGCUCAAGGCCUCUCUCGAGGCAUCUAAAUGCGAAUAUCGCAACCUUGGUAAAUCAGGGUUACGUAUUUCAGUUCCCAUCUUUGGAUGUAUGAGUUUUGGUGAUAAAAGAGUUCUUCCUUGGGUAAUUGGUGAGGAAGAGGCACUGGAGCUUCUCAAAGCCGCGUACGAUCGUGGCCUCAAUACUUGGGACACGGCAAACACGUACAGUAAUGGCGUAUCAGAAGAAAUUGUCGGCAAAGCAUUAAAGAAGUUCAACAUUCCUCGUCACAAGGUCAUCAUCCUGAGUAAAUGCCGAUGGGCCGUGGGUGAAGAGCCAGGGGCACGCCACAUCAAUUACAGGCCCGAAUUUGAAGCCUCAAAAGACUACCAAAACCAAUAUGGUCUCUCCCGCGCCGCAAUCUUCAAUCAAGUCGAAGCAUCCCUUAAACGUCUCGACACUGACUACAUUGAUUUAUUGCAAAUCCAUCGCUACGACGAAUUAACUCCUCUUGAAGAAACCAUGAAAGCACUUCAUGAUCUGGUUCAAUCGGGUAAAGUCCGAUACAUUGGCGCAAGCAGCAUGUGGGCGACACAAUUCGCUCGAAUGCAAUUCAUCGCCGAGAAGAAUGGUUGGACGCAGUUUAUUAGUAUGCAGAACCACUACAACCUUUUGUACCGCGAGGAAGAGCGGGAGAUGAUUCGAUACUGCAACGAUACAGGCGUGGGUGUCAUUCCUUGGGCGCCCCUCUGUCGCGGUCAUCUGGCUAGGCCGCCCGCUCGAUUUGGGUGUACGGACCGAAGCAAGGGCGAAAAAGAAACUUCAGGUGAGCUGUCAUACGUUGACCAGAGGAUUGUCGAGAGGGUGGUGGAGAUUGCAGAGAAGCUUGAGUGGCCUAUGGCACAUGUGGCGUUGGCAUGGAUUAAUGGGAGGGUUGCGAGUCCGAUUAUUGGAUUUAGUAGUGUUGAGAGGAUCGAACAGGCUAUUGAUGCAAGGGGGAAGACUUUGAGUGCGGAGGAUGUUCAGUAUCUGGAGGAGCUGUAUGAGGCCAAGUCUAUUUCUGGACAUAGUUAA